This is a messenger RNA of Fopius arisanus, 865 nucleotides long. RefSeq names its product mediator complex subunit 8 (gene MED8). The transcript has 5 exons. The record is from RefSeq and is a predicted model, not a curated record. Gene Ontology annotation, biological process: regulation of transcription by RNA polymerase II. The coding region runs from base 74 to 853 and encodes 259 amino acids. Gene Ontology annotation, cellular component: core mediator complex; mediator complex. Gene Ontology annotation, molecular function: RNA polymerase II cis-regulatory region sequence-specific DNA binding; transcription coregulator activity. NCBI's taxonomy places the organism in Eukaryota, Metazoa, Arthropoda, Insecta, Hymenoptera, Braconidae.
CCUAAAAUAUUGGUUGACGUUUGAGGGAGGCUCUGAUAAAAAAUAUUUAUUAGAAGAUUAGAAUUUAGUAAUCAUGCAGAGGGAGGAGAAACAGCUGGACGCUGCCCUCGAGGCGAUAAUCAUGCGAGUGAAUGAUUUGAAAACAGCAAUUGCCUCGAUGAUAUUCAAAUUGGAACACGAGUACGAGACCCUCAAUUGGCCGAGUUUUCUGGACAAUUUUGCUCUCAUCGCGGGUCAUUUAACGAGCCUGUCGAAAAUUCUGGCUCACGACAAAGCCCCGAACCUUCGGAAUUUGACAGUUCUUCCUCUCCUCCUGAGCCCUGAAAAGGAUGAGGAACUGAUGAGAAUGACAGAGGGAAGAAUUUCCACUUUUGCUCAUGAUUUAGUGCCUGAUUACCUGAGGACAAAGCCAGAGCCCCAGGCUGAGCAAAAGAUGAUGCAACUCGAGGUGAAAGCUGCCAAUUUGAGCUACGACGCAUCACACAAACAAGUGGCACAGUAUAACAAAGUGAUAAAUCAUGUUUGGGAUAUCGCGAAUAAAGCGAGAGAGGAAUGGGAAAGUGAGGCUGGAGCCAGGACAGCUCAGGCCCAAACCAGCAGCCCUGCUGAUACAAAUAUCCUCGUUGCUGCUGUUGGAAUGGGAAAAGGACUCAAAUCUGAUUCUGUGCAAAUGGUGCAGUCUGGAGUGAAUAAUGUCCCCUCGGGGAUGAUUGUGGGACGUCCUGGCAGUCAACCUGGAGCUGGAGGACAGGGACCAAUGGGAAAUCCUCAGAUGGGACAAAUGGGAAAAGCCCCGAGCGCCAUAAAAACGAACAUCAAGGCAGCAUCACAGAUUCAUCCCUAUGGAAGAUAAAACUUCUCCAAA